Molecule: messenger RNA, 663 nt
Organism: Strongylus vulgaris
Lineage: Eukaryota; Metazoa; Nematoda; Chromadorea; Rhabditida; Strongylidae
Source: the annotation of a GenBank genome assembly
AUGCUUGUUGUUUAUCUACGUUACGGUAUUGCAAUGAAACCAGUAUUCAGGUGUGAAUUGGUGCUAUUAUUUGCUCCCAUAUUCACGCCAGUCCUUCUGAGUGGGCGGUUGCCUCUGUUUGGAUGGGACGGAGCACUUCUAAAUGGCUUGAGGACUGCGAUUCAAGUUCUAACUAUCUCCAUCCCCAUCGAUUCGCUACUUUGGGGACGGCCUAUUUAUCCUGAAUUUGAGGUUGCCGUCUUCAACAUACUGAAGAAUAGAAGCCAUGAAUAUGGGCCGCCUUUCUUUAUGCUGGAGCAAGAAAUUAUCCUGGUGGAGAUGCAAUCGCACAUCUACAGGCAUUCAUUACUUAGAGAGCUGCAAUUUAUUUUUUGGACACAAAGAAUUGAUGCGAAGAAGCCUAUGUCAGUCUACAUCGACAAUGCCUGCGCUCAAACUGGAGUGAGCCGUUUUAUGCAGCUCUACGAUGCUUGGGAGUACGUUGCAUUUUUGUUUCAGUAUAACAAAACCGAAACCCUUACUCCGGAAGAUAUGGAGAGGUUCGAUUUCCUCAUGAUUGGCACUUACACUGGAAACCUCAAAGAUAUCGUUACAAAAAACUACAGUACCUAUCAUAGAGUUAUGUUUGCCAUUCCAGCUUUCCAUAGGUUUACUUUGAAGUGA